Brassica rapa (field mustard) is the source of this 1149-nucleotide messenger RNA. Its product is annotated as putative F-box/kelch-repeat protein At2g29810. NCBI's taxonomy places the organism in Eukaryota, Viridiplantae, Streptophyta, Magnoliopsida, Brassicales, Brassicaceae. The record is from RefSeq and is a predicted model, not a curated record. Gene Ontology annotation, molecular function: protein binding.
AUGGCUGUGAUCUCUGACAUUCCCGACGGCGAUCACGGCGGAGCUCCAAACAAGAAACCGCAAGAACAACCCGGAGAAGUGAAUACAGCCACUUCUUUGGAAUCAUUACCCGACGUUCUCAUCGAGCACAUCGUCGCAAGAGUCCCGAGAACUAACCACCCGGAGAUAUCACUCGUCUCCAAACUCUUCCGUCGCAUCAUCGCUUCGCCGGAACUCCGCCUCACGCGAUCCCACCUCGCCAUCUCCGAACACGUUCUUUACGCCUUGCUCGCGUUCCCUCCUCACCCCCCGAGCUGGUACAUCCUCAACGCUUCUUUACGGCUGCGCAGAGUCAACACGCUCCCUCCCAUGCCUUCUGGCUCCGCCGUCGUCACCAUCGGACACGAGAUAUACGUCAUCGGCGGAAGCAACGGCAGCGAAUACUUAACGAGCGUAACUGUCGUCGACUGCAGAACACACACGUGCCGGUCUCUCCCGAGCAUGAGAAGCGCUCGAUACCGCGCAGCCGCGGGGGUCAUUGACGGGAAGAUCUACGUAAUGGGAGGUUGCGUGAAUCGAUCUGGUCGAUUUCGUGUUGAAACGUUUGAUCUUGAGAGACAGAUUUGGCUUGGAUCGCAAAUUAAUUCUCUUUGGAGAGAUAUCGUGACAUAUGAUGUUAUGAAAGAGAAGAUUUAUGUUUUGGGUCGUCAACAGUGUUUAGGCGUUUACAACCCUAAAGAAGGUACACUACAAUCAUAUCUUGGUCGAUGUAACUUGGGAGGUUUGUGGCAAGCGUCUUCAUGUGUGGUUGAUGAUUUGUUGUAUACCAUUGAUCCUGGGUGUUCGGUUUGGACUCCAAUAAUCGUGUUUGAUCCAGAGGUCAAUGCUUGGAAACCUGUGAAAGGUGUAUGUGGUUUGCCUCCUUGUCUCUAUUGGUAUGCUUACGAGUCUAAAAUGGCGAAUGUUGGUGGGAAGCUGGUGAUCCUGGUCGGUAAUCAGAGCCAGUUGUUCAAUUAUUAUGGGGAGAAAUAUAUCUGGUGCGUGGAGAUAGCUUUGGAGAGACGUCAUGGAUAUGAGAUAUGGGGAAAAGUUGAAACAGUUGAGGUUGUGUUUGAAACUACCGAGUCCACCACGCCUAUCAUUGAGCUUUGUCGAAGUGUUAUCGUCUGA